This is a messenger RNA of Anolis carolinensis (green anole), 32064 nucleotides long. RefSeq names its product DLG associated protein 2 (gene dlgap2). The record is from RefSeq and is a predicted model, not a curated record. The coding region runs from base 20067 to 22964 and encodes 965 amino acids. Gene Ontology annotation, molecular function: molecular adaptor activity. Lineage: Eukaryota; Metazoa; Chordata; Lepidosauria; Squamata; Anolidae. The transcript is spliced from 13 exons. Gene Ontology annotation, cellular component: postsynaptic specialization; glutamatergic synapse. Gene Ontology annotation, biological process: signaling.
CUAACAGCCUGAUUGUUGGGAUCACUAUGAGACUAUGUUUCUCAUUAUUUUUAUUUUUUCCCUUUCGUGUAGGAGAAAAGGAAUUAGUGUCAACCUUUUACAAUGAAUUUCACAAAAACUGGUGUUGUGUGGCAAACUCUUGUGUUGUACCAAUAGAGCUAAUAAAGUAACAAAAAAAUUAGUGAUUUAAGACACUAAUUUGUUGGGGAGAUAUGAGUGAAAUAAUAAAGCAGUACAGGAUUUCAAACAGAGGACAUAACCUAGCUUCUUUUUCUUCCACUGAGUACUAAGCUUCCAUACAAAAAAUGUUCCAUUAUUUUGCACACUUGUGUUUUAUCCUUCAUUCUUUCAUGCAGCCUUGCAUCAGAAAAUAAUUCUCCGGUCUCUUAGUUUUUAUCAAAUUUCAAUAGUUUGACUAUGACACAAUAUUGACAAGCUAAAGACCUUUGACUUUGCUUCUUGACCCAUGUGCUGCAAUCUUGGUGCUUAUAAAGAAGUUCACAUUUUGAGUUGGGAUUAGAGCAACCUAAUUUAAGAUUCAUCUGAAUAAGACUGAAUAAUUCUGGUUUUGUUUUGUAGUAAGCAGAAGGAAGGCGAUAUCUAAAUAAAUUCAUUUAUUUGGUGUUCAAUUGUAUGCCCAUUUGUCUGAGCAUAAACUACUUAUAACACAACGACUCUUGCUUCUGAGCAAGAUGUAUGGGAUGAGUUAGGAAUCUCUUUGUGAAAUAGUAGUUUACCCCAGAUUUUCUCAGGUGUCAGUCUUGGGCCCCUUCUAAACUGCCAUAUAAAAUCCAGAUUAUCUCCUUUGAAGUGGAUUAUAUGAGAGUGGCCCCUUUAUACUGCCAUAUAAUUCAGAUUAUCAAACCAGAUAAUCCACAUUAUCUACUUUGAACAGGAUUAUAUGAGUCUAUAAUCCAGUUCAAAGAAGAUAAUCUGGAUUGUCUGCUUUGAUAACCUGGACUAUGUAUAUGACAGUGUAGAAGGGGCCUUGGAAGCCCAUGAAACACCAUAAUGCCUAUGCCACCCAUUUUGUAGAAAUCUGUAUGUUGCAGACCACAGGGACAGGGUGAAGAAGAACCUCCACAAAUUAGUAUGGAAGUGAACAGGGAAAGGGAGAAGCUCCAAAUAAUGUGUACUGAUGGACUGGAUUUUAUAAACUGCUGCUGCCAUGCACAUGGGGCAAUAAAAAUAUUAAAACUUCUCAUAAAACCAAGAAAGAAAAUGAGUACUGGGCAUAUAAAUUAUAACCAAAAAAUCUACAAGGAACAAAAAAAGUAGUAAAAUGUGAGAGUGGCAAUUAAAAUUGAAGGGUGACAACAUUAUGCAGGCUUAAAAGCCUUGUCUUUAUUGCAACAAAAAUAUGCAAAAUGUUUAAAUAAGCAAAUUCCUGUGCCUCAGGAAAGACUGUUGUGACUGGGGCAUUGUUAGCAAAAGGCCCUAUUUUGAAUACUCACCUGUCUAACCUCUCAAAGUGUUUGGAUGUAACAAUUAUUCAAUAAAGAUGAUAGUUUAUGGACAGCUUCAAAACCUCUGUAGAUCAAAACAAGCAUCUUUAGUUGUGACUAGAAUGGAACUAAAAGCCAGCCAAAGCCUACAGUGAUCAAUACAGUGGUCAAUAGUACACAUGAGACAAAAACCUAGCUGUCACACUUUGAACUGGUUAUGCAAAUAUUAUUUAGAUUCAUGCAAAUACCUUAAUUCUAAACAAGGUCAGACCUGGUUAGAGGUUGAAUAGGAGACCACCAGCAAAUACCAGGUGCUGUAGGCUAUAUUUCAAAGGAAGGAACUGACAAAACCAUCUCUGAAUAUUCCUUACCCAAGGGAACUCUAUUAUAUUCAUGUUAGCACUGUAAGUCAUCAGACUACUAGGGAGGCACAGAGCCAGAAUUUCAUUUCCUAAAAAAUGGUGCAUGACUCAACAAAAGUAAGCAAAGGUUCUAUUCGCCCACCAUAUGCACCCAUCUUUUUGAGGAGCAGCAGUAAACAAUCUGUGUUUACUGAUCUUUGCUUUGUGCAAAAGAGCCACACGUUUAUCUACACAGAAAAAAAAUCUCUAGAAUCCUUUGAGACCUAAUACUGGCAGAAACCUACUCAGUUUUGCUGCUCUAUUAUUCUUCCUGACAAGGUUUUCAACUGGGAAAGAAAAUAUUUUGUUCAUCCCUAAAGUGACUACAUUAUAAGGAUAUAAUUCUGAGGGAAUCUACUGAAUCCACAAGAAUGGAUCUUUGGGGGGGAAAUCUGUGUAUAUUUUUUAUCUCUCUUAAGUUUAUCCGGUGGUUUUCUGGGGGAACUGAGGGCCCUUCUACACAUGGCUAAAAACCCAGAAGUAACCAGAUUUAAAAAGUAGGUGGCUAAACGACGUUAGCCAAAGUGUGGCUGGAUUUGGGUUAACAGCUGAAAAGCACAUGUUAAAAAGGUGCACUCAAAGCCCGCUUCCGCCUGAAAAAUUGGAAUCUUCACAUGACUGCAUAUCUCUGCAGUCAUGCAAAACACAACCUUUCCUUCCCUUCCCCCAUGUAAGUAAGUAAGUAAAACUUUGUUUCUAUCCUGCCCUAUCUCCCUAUAGGGACUCAGGGUGUUUCAAAACAUAAAGAGCAAACAUUCAAUGCCGAAUAAUACUAGACUAAAACAAUUAAGACUAAUAAUAUAAGACUAAAACAAUUAAAAAUAAACAUAACAGAGCAUUUGGCAAUAAAGCAAAUCACAUGAAUAGAAUAACAGUAAAUUACACGAUGUUAAUAAAACAGAAUUUAAAAGCCAUGUUCAAAUUCCAUUCCUUAUUUCAUAAUAUCAGGUCUUUAAACAUUAAAAGCCCCGAUCAGCUGAUCAGGCUGUCAAAACAUGGAGCCACAGACACACAGGUGGCUCAAGGGAAGCACAAAGGGAAAGCAAUUAGAAUUCUCUGAAACACUUUGUUUCAAACUUGAUAAUAUUAAACAGAGCUUAAAUUGACAAUUGGGUCAAGUGAGAUAAUAAAUCUGCUUGUGUUUACAUUAAGAUAUUCGCAUGUGCGCAUAUGCGGUCCAGCGCAUAACGGAGUGAAUUUUUAAAUAAAAACUUCUGCCAGAUGUCCCCUCUCCACCCUCCAUCAUGAUCAAUUACAAAGGAAGAUGCGAGGAUGGCAGGAAACCAUUUCCCAGGACUGACAAGUUCGUAUGUGGACCAUAAUGUCAAGUCCUGGGAUAUUUUGCCCAUUUUAAAAUGCACAUUUUAGUGUUGUUUGGAAGCAACCUGAGGCAUUAUGCUAAUCAUAACAUUCAAUGCCAUUAGUAAUGGAGCAGGCACAUAAUGAUAUGUAAUUUGAGAGUUGCACCUGGGGAUCAUGUUGUGUUUCCACUGACCAUCAAAGCCACAUGGUUGUUUAAAAGUGAUCAGGGAAAAUGGUCCAAUUCUAGGCAGAAUCCUGGACUUUCUGAAGUACAAGCAGUCAUGAACACUGCUUUGGUACAGAUAGCUGUAGAUUGUGGCUUAAAUACAGUGAUAGCUCUGUCUGGGUUGAUAAUUGCAUAUUAACUCUUGAGAAAACACCUAAUGUAGUUAGAAGGUUCUUGACUAAUUUCAUAAUGUCAAACUCCAAUGCAUCAGGAAGACUGCAAUUCCUCUAGGCUGGCAAUCUUGCAAUCUGAGGAAGAUAACCACAAUGUCUCCAUUAUAAUCUUCCUUAUAUUGUACAUUUCCUUACUUGGCUUGAAAUGCAUCAAAGUAUAUUAAUGAAAUUGUGGUACAAACAGCAAGGUGUUUUUGUUUAGGUACUAGAGUUGUGAUGAUUCAAAGUUAGUACUGAGAGUCUUUCCCCAUCCUGUCUUAUUAUCUUCUCAAAGUCCAUGGUAUCAUUAUGCCAAAAUGAGGGAUCUGACCCCAGGGCCAUUAUAUGGCACACGAUUUAUUAGGAAGAUUUUAGAGAUAUGCCUUUUAUGUAUUGCACAGCUGCAUUCAUGGCCUCCAAAAUACUUUUACCCCAAGUCUCCCAAAGAAAAUGUGAUAAAAGAGAUAAAUCAAAUAGGGCACACAAGUUGAAAAGAGAAUGGAAAGGUAAGCCAGAGUAAGUUGGCAACCUUUCCUUGAUUGUGCCUUUAUAUUUUUCAAGAUAUUUAAGGAAGGCUAUCAUUUAAAGCAAGUUUUGAAAGUGAAGCAGAAAGAAAUGCCUGUAUUUUGACGUUAAUAGAAUUCACAUGUUUAUCUAGGGCUCAACUAUCCCUUGAAGAUGGUGAGUAGAAUCCCCAGCAAAAUGUCUUCUUUCUUGAAAAAAAUCAGUUGUUUCAUUUCUCCUUUCCUUCCUCUCCCACCCAAGGUACUCAUUUACAUUCCCCAAUUUGUCUUAGUAACAGUUUAGUAUCUGCUGUACCACAGCCGAGAGCUUGUAAACAUGGUGGGAAGAAUCAGCAUCAUUAGUAGCAGAAUAUUUAUCUUCUUACUGCUUUUCUGGGCUUUGAAUAAAAUUUGAAUAUGAUGUACCAAGUGGAACAGUUCUAAUUCUCAAAAUACAUAAAUGGCUGAGGGCAAAUAUAUUGUUAGUGAAACUGUUGAUGUGCUAAUCACAUUCUUGAGUCUAUUCGUUAUUCUAAACCGACAUGCAUCUGUAUCAUUAGUGACUCCAUGAAAUAGUAACAGAUGAAAAACCUAUAUUUCCAAAACAGUGACAGUUUCUAUGUUUCUUGUUUUCUUUCUGUGUUGUUUAUACGUACAUAGGAAAUUGCCUUAUACUGAAUAGUACCAUGGGUUCUUCUUGUUCAUUAUUCUUCCUUGGAGGCUUUUAAACAAAGGCUGGAUGGCCAUCUGUCAGUGGUAAUUUAAUUGUGCUUUUCCUGUAAUGGCAGGGGGUCGAAUUAGAUAGCCCAUGUGUUCUCUUCCAACUCUAUUAUUCUAUGAUUAUAUGAUUCUUGAUCCUAAUUAGCUGAAAUUUCCCAGGGAUUCGGGUUGUAUGAGAUGCCAGGCAUGUCAAACUGGGACCAUCAUCAUGCAAAACAUGGGUCUACCAUUAAGCUACACCAACUCUUUUAGUUUAUAUAUAUUAUAGUUUCCUUAGUGACCGAUAAGACCAGUCUUUAAAUGAAAGGUAAUUCAAAUAUAAUUUAAUUCUUGACAAAUAAUGUAUCAUUGGAUUACGGAACAAUCACACUCAGGGGUUUGUUUACCAUCAGAGAGAAGGUUUCUAUGAGACAGUGGUUCUCAACCUGUGAGUCCCUAGAUGUUUUGGCCUUCAACUCCUAGAAAUCCUAACAGCUGGCAAACUGGCUGGGAUUUCUGGGAGUUGUAGGCCAAAACACCUAGGGAUCCAAAGGUUGAGAACCACUGCUCUGAGAGUCUGCAAACUAAUUAAUAUUAUCAUUUAUUGAAGUAUAGCUGCUUUCAUCUCCAGUCAUAAUAAUUCAGUUAAUAUGUUUGAUAGCUCGUGAAAUCAAGAGAGAGGGGGGGGAUGUCGUAUUUUCUUCUUCAUUCACUCAGUCGUUUCUGACGCUUAGUGACCUCAUAGACCAGUCCACGCCAGAGUUCCCUGUCGGACGUCGCCGCCCCCAGCUCCUUCAAGGUCAAGCCAGUCACUUCAAGGAUACCAUCCAUCCAUCUUGCCCUUGGUCGGCCUCUCUUCCUUUUUCCUUCCAUUUUCCCCAGCAUCAUGUUCUUUUCCAAACUUUCCUAUUUUCUCAUGAUGUGGCCAAAAUACUUCAUCUUUUCCUCUAAGAUGUUGUAUAGACAGGUGCAAAUCUACUUAGGACCUCAUCAGAUUGGCAGGGAGAAAGCAGAGGGAAUCAUCGUUCCCUGCUGUCUUUCCCUGUCUUCUGGGAUGGCCUCCCAUCCUAUGAUGUUUCCUAUCCUUUCCCGUCCUUUCACCACUUCCUCCCAGUGUUCGCCAAUUAAGACUCUGGUAACACCUGAGUCCUCCAAAGGCACUCUGGGCUCCAUUUCACCACACUGCCAAAACGAAGCCCUACUCUGUCCCAGUGGACAUUGCCCUGCAUCACGUGAUGAGCUCUGUGGGACUCCGUUUUGUCAACAUAGAGAAAUGGGGAGAAGAUGCAGAGAAUCCUGUAUCUGAUAAGGUCAUUAGAGACACUUAUACAUAAACAUAUCAUUUCAAUAAUAGUGUCCUGUUAGAUCACUGUUGUCGGAUGCAGUCAGCAAAAGUUUUGUUGUUGUUGUUGCUGUUAUUUUUUGCCUUACAGUCAUUUUCCAUUGUGGUGACCUUAGGAAACCUAUCACAGGGUUUUCUUGAUAAGAAUUGCUCAGAUGAGGCUUGCCAUUGCCUUCUACUGACCCUUAGAAAGUGCCAAGUGGGUUUCAUGAUUUGGUGGAGAUUUGAGCCCUGGUUUCCAGAGUUGCAACCUGAUAUUUAAACCAGCACACCACCAAAGAAAAUGGGUUAGUCUUAUCAACUGGAUUCUUUGUCAGUUUUGUUGUGCAUGACAAAUGUGAUAUCUACUCUAGUAACUAAUACACUCUUUCAGGAAGGUCCUCCAAUGAAUUAAGUCUUUGGCAGACAUCUAGGAAAAUAACAUCAUUGUUAGCCAUGCUGCUAAAUCUGUUGAUGAUUUUUCUUUAAUUUCAGCACCCUUAAAUACCUCAAUGGCAGCCAGUGAUUCUAGCAGAUAUAGUUUUGCCAGUUCAUUGCCUCUUCUAGUUGUGCUCAAUGUUCAUAAACCACAGAAAGCAUUGCUCUCUUAGUUGAGAACAUUUUCAUAUUGCCCCUUAUUGAGUGAAGAUGUCAAAUAUUUUAAGGCCUUUUGUCAGUGUUUUCCAAAUAUUCAGCAUGAUGCUGUAAUGAGUAGUCCCUGAAAAAUAUCCCUGCUUUUUAUUUUUCCAUUGUCAAGGUAUAAGGGAUUGGGAUUAUUUUCCUCAAGAAUGUGUGAAUAUAUGCAAAAGAUAGAGUUGCUCUUGCUUCAUGGCUCCCUGAGUACUGUUGAUCCUUUGUUUCCACAAGUCAGCAAAGACUGAAUGCAUUGAGGGCACUUUCCACUUCCAUUGUAAGAUGAUGAUGGUAACAAAGAAGUAUAAUUCUAUACAAGUAUGCACUAAAAGCUCCCAGACUGAAAAUGAAACAUCAUACUUAUAGACAUAUGUGGCAGCUGCUAUCCAACAAUGCAGUUAAGGCAAGGAUUGGGGGAAAUCCAACCCCAAAUAAGGAAAGAAGUCGUCCAGGAAUACCUGGCUGCUCUAAAUGUAUUCAAGUCUCCAGGGCCGGAUCAACUACACCCAAGAGUAUUGAAGGAACUAGCGGAAGUUAUUUCAGAUCCACUAGCAAUCAUUUUUGAGAGUUCUUGGAGAACUGGAGAAGUCCCAGAAGAUUGGAGGAGGGCAAAUGUGGCCCCUAUCUUCAAGAAGGGAAAAAAGGACGACCUAAACAAUUACCGUCUGGUUAGCCUCACGUCGAUACCAGGCAAAAUUCUGGAAAAGAUAAUUAAGGAAGUGGUCUGCAAACACUUAGAAACAAAUACGGUCAUUGCUAAUAGUCAACAUGGAUUUACCAAAAACAAAUCAUGCCAGACUAAUCUGAUCUCUUUUUUUGAUAAAGUUACAAGCUGGGUAGAUGCGGGAAAUGCUGUGGAUGUGUAGCGUACCUGGAUUUCAGUAAGGCCUUCGACAAGGUCCCCCAUGACCUUCUAGCAAAAAAGUUAGUCAAAUGUGGGCUAGGUAAAACUACAGUUAGGUGGAUCUGUAAUUGGUUAAGCGAACGAACCCAAAGGGUGCUCACCAAUGCGUCGUAUUCAUCAUGGAAAGAAGUGACAAGUGGAGUGCCGCAGGACUCCGUCCUGGGUCCGGUUCUGUUCAACAUCUUUAUUAACGACCUAGACGAAGGGUUAGAAGGCACGAUCAUCAAUUUUGCAGAUGACACCAAACUGGGAGGGAUAGCCAACACUCCAGAAGACAGGAGCAGAAUUCAAAAUGAUCUUAACAAAUUAGAGAGAUGGGCCGAAACUAACAAAAUGAAGUUCAACAGGGAUAAAUGCAAGAUACUUCACUUCGGCAGAAAAAAUGGAAUGCAAAGAUACAGAAUGGGGGACUCCAGGCUAGACAGCAGUACGUGUGAAAAAGAUCUUGGAGUCCUUGUGGACAACAAGGUAAACAUGAGCCUACAAUGUGAUGCGGCAGCUCAAAAAGCCAACGGGAUUCUGGCCUGCAUCAAUAGGGGUAUAGCGUCUAGAUCCAGGGAAGUCAUGCUCCCCCUCUAUUCUGCCUUGGUCAGACCACACCUGGAAUACUGUGUCCAAUUCUGGGCACCGCAAUUGAAGGGAGAUGUUGACAAGCUGGAAAGCAUCCAGAGGAGGGCAACUAAAAUGAUCAAGGGUCUGGAGAACAAACCCUAUGAGGAGUGGCUUAAAGAGCUGGGUAUGUUUAGCCUGCAGAAGAGAAGGCUGAGAGGAGACAUGAUAGCCAUAUACAAAUAUGUGAGGGGAAGUUAUAGGGAGGAGGGAGCAAGCUUGUUUUCUGCUGCCCUGCAGACUAGGACACGGAACAAUGGCUUCAAACUACAGGAAAGGAGAUUCCACCUGAACAUCAGGAAGAACUUCCUCACUGUGAGAGCUGUUCGACAGUGGAACUCUCUCCCCCCAACUGUGGUGGAGGCUCCUUCUUUGGAGGCUUUUAAGCAGAGGCUGGAUGGCCAUCUGUUGGGGGUGCUUUGAAUGCAAUUUCCUGCUUCUUGGCAGGGGGUUGUACUGGAUGGCCCAUGAGGUCUCUUCCAACUCUAUGAUUCUAUGAUUCUAUGAUUCUAGGUUCAUAAGAUCAGAGCAUUGGUAUUUUUAACUAGCAAGGAGAUGACAACAUCUGCUACUGUGUUGGACUUCUGUAUCCCACCUGAACUCCUCAAACUAUGUUGUGAAGGAGAUGGUCAAGUAAGUUUUACCCCAGAAAUAAUAUUUUGUUGCAUCCUACACCUAUUGUUAUGUGAAGUUUUUUGAGUGGUUUGGCCUUGAGUGGGUAAAUGAUCCCUUCAUUUUACAUAGGAUCUAGUUUUGGCAGAGGUAGGGGCAGCUAGAACUGCCUUCCUUUUGGGACCCAUCUAGGGGUUGUUGUUAUCAAAGUAGUCAUGAUGAGAUUGUGCAUCUCUAAAUUUACCACUUUUUAACAGCACAUUGAAUAUAGUUGUUAACCCAAACUAAGUAAGUAAACCCUUUGAAUCAAUGGGACGUUGAUAAGCCAUCAUUAUGGUAAGCUGCACUGACUUAACUCGUAUGCUAACAGUUAAAUUUAGGUGAUACUGUGCAUAGAGAGAUACAUUCCUAAGUGCACACAUCAGCAGGCAAUCCAUCAAUAAUUACUCAUCGAUCAUAUUCGUGGAAUAAGUGUGCAGGAUGUGUGCCUCUUUAAAAGUCGCUUCAGACCUUUCAUUUAGAUACUUUUAGGUGCCUUAAUUCAAGAGUCUGUGGCAUCACAUGUUACUAGCACACUGCCUCUUUCCCUUGCCCACGGCAAGGCAAGAGAGAUGCUCAAUUAAUUAGUCAUUUUUGCUCUAUCAGGACAAUGGCAGUGAUUAACCGCGAUGCCUGAAUUCCACUUCCAUUGGGAACACAGCUGUAUUACCAAGGCUCCACUCGACUGCAAAAGGGAUUUACUCAGCAAUAAUGCAUCUCUAUGUGCAUCUUGAUUUCUGAAUGAAACUUUGAAAUGGGAUUAUAUAAAUCAUGUAUACGUGUAUUCUCUGUACUGGAGAGCAAUUAAGCUUGAGGGAAGAUAUUAGCACAUACAAAGAUGGCAUAAAAUAAACAGCUGCUAAAAUCAAGGACAGCAAUAAGUACAAUUAUUUUUGAAAAUACCAUAUCACUUUUUGGUACAUAUUUUUCUAACUUUGAAACCACUGCUGGGUUAAAUGAGGUCAACAGCAAAUAUAAUUUUGUUUGCAUGUAAACUGAGAAAUUGCUUUCAAAAGGAAGUUGACCGUAAGUGUAAGUUAAAAUGAAUUUAAUUCACAGUAGAUCCGUCUGAGCUAAAAACAGAAGUACAGUAGAGUCUCACUUAUCCAAGCUAAAUGGGCCGGCAGAAGCUUGGAUAAGCGAAUAUCUUGGAUAAUAAGGAGGGAUUAAGGAAAAGCCUAUUAAACAUCAAAUUAGGUUAUGAUUUUACAAAUUAAGCACCAAAACAUCAUGUUUUACAACAAAUUUGACAGAAAAAGCAGUUCAAUACACAGUAAUGUUAUGUUGUAAUUACUGUAUUUACAAAUUUAGCACCAAAAUAUCACAAUAUAUUGAAAACAUUGACUACAAAAAUGGCUUGGAUAAUCCAGAAACUUGGAUAAGUGAGGCUUGGAUAAGUGAGACUCUACUGUAUAUUUUGUGACUAAGAAAAAUACUUGUCUGGGUUUUGUUCAAAUAGUGUGAAAGACUGCAAAAAUAUUAGGCUUUCAUUUUACAAUAAAACAUGUGCAGUGAGAGGUAGAUGUGCUGACUAGCAAGAAGGCUACAAGUUUCCCAUUUAAUGAAAGCAAUGCUCAUUAUCAUUAAUCAGAUUUAAUUUAGAGAUUUUCUCAAAUCUAAAGCCAAGACUUCACAGAUAUUUUAAUCAUCUUUGUAUGAGCACUUCUUCCAAUUAAAAAUGAAGAAGAAUGUCCUGCUGGUAAGAGCUCCUUUGGAUUCCAUACUGGGAAUAUUGGGAUAUAAAUUAAUUAAAUAAGGUGUUUAACAAUGUGAUAGAUUCCUUUAGAAGGUGGUGAACUCUUCUUUGAUACAAAUUUUCAAAUAGAAAUUAGAUGAAUGCCUUACAAGCAAACUUUAGUGAUAGAUUCCAGCACUGGCAGAGUUUCAGAAUAGAUGACCUGGAGUCUCAUCCACCCCUAUGAUUAUAUAACCUUUUGAAAAUGCCUUUAUCACUAGGGUGAUACAGAGUCCAAAUGACAGUGUAGUGGCUUUUAAGAUGGCCAUGAAAGAGUAUGAGCUCUUUGAAGAGACACAAAUAGAAGGCAAAAGGGAGAAAUGUGCCAAGUGGAAAGUGCAUCUAACAAAUCCUUGUCGUGAUGUAAAUCUAGAAAUGAUGUCCUAAUUGCAAAAGACCAUGCAGAUCUAGAAUAGGUCUCCAUAGUCAGACAUAUCCACCACCAAAACCCUUGAAAUACAACCAUCCUUGGCCAUGAGUGAUUGCCUAUAGGUAGAUUAGAGGCCAUCUACAAUCCCUCUGGCAAUUGCUUUAUACUUUGGAGGUUCCGGGAUUCAAUUUCUGGCAUUUGCAAUUAGAAAAAGGAAGCAGCAAGUACUGGAAAAAAUUUUUGCCUAAGAGCCUCAAUAGCCACAGUUAGUCAGAGCAUCCAGUGCUUGGCUAGGUGGAGAAAUAGUCUGAGUUGGCAUGAAGACCCUGUGGCAGUCCUUCUAUUUCCAUACACAAAGCAGGGAGCUAUGCACAGAAAUGUGAUAUCAUCUUGAGAAAACUGUAAUGCCUGCAAAGCUGCCAGAAUCAAUUGUUUGGGAGCUACGUUCAUUGCUGUUUCAUAGCUCUUGCUCCUUUUUUUUUAGUCAUCUACUCAAAGCUGAGCACUUCAGACAGUCAUUGACUUAAACUAGUAACUGGAAUGAAACAUACAUUAAUAUAACUGUAUGUACUCACAGUCAACUUGUGUUAGCAUGCUCUUUUCUCUAUUAUAUUUCUCCACUUGUAUUUGUUUCUACAGUCUUCAGCACAGAUACUUUAUUUUUGUAAAUGACCACAAUCUGUAUUCUGUUCCCAAUUGCCAAACACUCUAAAUUGCCAUUAUAGUGCUGGUGAUGCUUUAAUCACUAGUAGUGGUUGAUGUUAUUGAUAAUUUAAAUAUUAAAUUGCAGGUGGAAGACUUGCUCAUUCUUCACCUUCUUUACUUAUAAAACAUUUAUUUUUGGAGUGCAUUCCUUAUAGCAUGUCUUGAAUAUAAUGAUUUGAAGAACAUUGAGCUCCUCAAGUGUUUUACAGCCUGUCAUAUCAUUAGUGUGCCUGCAGAUCCAUUCAAUAAGAACUGUGAACUACCCAGAAGUGGUUAAAACACAUAUUGUCAUAAUUUUACCAUGAUGUCAGAAAUAAACAUGAACAUCUGGACUACUUUGCAGUGAAUAGCGCAGAUGUAAAGACGUCAAUACUGUAUUUUAACUCUUUUCACUGCCAAUCUUUUAGCUCCAAAUAAAUGCAGAGCAUUUGACAUGAAUAAAAGCAGAGUGAGCCUUCGGAACUUUUAGCACCACCAUGAAAAAAGCGAUACAGAAUGGGAUAAUGUGAUAGGAACUAAAUAGGGUGCUUAAAUAGCACUAUAGAUUUAUAUCCAUUCAAAUGCAGUCAUCUGACUGCCAUUUACUCUGAUUGUUAUUAUCCUGAAUUUUGGUGGUUUAUGCUCAAGACGCUCUUUAAAUUCUGUUAAUGGAUUGAUUUAGAGCAGGAGGAAGUUGCAUAAAAUAAGUGGCUGGGUACCCAAGGAUAAGUUUCAACUUAAUGGAGAACCUUGUUCCUGCAUCCAAAAGCCAAUACCUGCAAUUUCAAGACAGAAUUACAUUGUCAUUCUUCUGUAUAUCAUUGCAAAGACUCACCUUAUUUUACUCUAUAACUCAAUAGCUUUUUCUACAGUGGAAACUUCACAACUUGCCCCAAGCCCAACAAUUUCUGUGUUUCUCAAUCUGACAACAGAAGAGAAGACUUAUUAAUGCCAUCGUCCAGAGGUAGAUAAAUUGUGAUCCACAAAGUGUUCCUGGCUUGCUGUUCCCACCAGUCCUCCAACCAAGCUAAUAAUGAAGGUUAAUACAAAUUACAAACCAAUGUAUGUGGGAAGUUAGAACAUGACCACCAGUGAUCUCAUGAGACAGCAUGCAUGGAAAGUCACAUGUUGGACAGACACAGAUUAAGGCAACAAUGUGUAAUAAAUCUAUGUAUCUGUUAGUAUCAGAGUCUCCUUUUUCCAGUUUUUUCAAAUGUUAUCACUCCUCCACCCCCUUUCCUGGCUUGAGUCCAAUGCUACCUGAGCUUUAAAGACUUUUUUCAAAUAGCUUACCUCAAAGUGAAAAGCAUUGUUUUUGUUUUUUUCACGUAAUACAUGCGUUUUCACAUGUUUAUGUGUGAAUGUAUAUAUGUUAGGAGAAUAUGAAUACUAUUUCCCCUAAUAUACACAUUUUUAAAGAAAAAUACAAAAUUCCAUUGCACAAUCCUGCAGGUUGCUAAAAAUGGUGUACAAAUACAAAAUUAAAUGUGUUUACAUUACUUAUGAAUGGAACAAAAUUUGCCCACUACACAUUAUUAUUUGAUUCAUUAGCUCAUUACCACCUCAUCACAAAGGGUUAAAAUCGGCGGCAUGCGCCAAUUUUAGCCCAGGUCACCCAUGAAGCCAGCCAGCUCCCAUCACAUGAUCCCUCACCAUCUCCAUGGAUGAAGGAGGGUGGAGCCAGUGCAUGCCGCCAGCAGGACAACACAGGAGAGCUUCCGUGUUGCCAUACAAUCUAUGUGGGGAAGCAUGCACCAUACACACUCACGUUUCCCCCAUCUCAUUGCCCUCACUUGUAUCCAGGUGAUUCCCCAUGCCCCUCUACGAACUGGAGCGAUGCUGUCUGCCGUCUGACAAGGUUGUUAGCUGUUAUGAUGCUAUCUGUUUAGAUAUGCUGCUGCUCAGUUGUUUAGUCAUCUCCGACUCUUUGUGACCUCAUGGACCAGUCCACGCCAGAGCUCCCUGUCAGCCGUCACCGCCCCCAGUUCCUUCAAGGUCAAGCCAGUCACUUUAAGGAUACCACCCAUCCAUCUUGCCCUUGGUCGGCCUCUCUUCCUUUUUCCUUCCAUUUUCCCCAGCAUCGUGAUCUUUUCCAUGCUUUUCUGUCUCCUCAUGAUGUGGCCAAAAUACUUCAGCUUUGCCUCUAAUAUCCUUCCCUCCAGUGAGCAGUUGGGCAUUAUUUUCUGGAGGAUGGACUGGUUGGAUCUUCUUGCGGUCCAAGGCGCUCUCAGGAUUUUCCUCCAGCAUCAGAGUUCAAAAGCAUCCUUCUGCCUUUUCUGAACCCAGCUUGGACAUCUGGCAACUCUUGCUCCAUGUAUUGCUGGAGUCUGCCUUGCAGGAUCUUGAGCAUUACCUUACUGGCAUGGGAAAUAAGUGCCACUGUACAGAAGUUUGAGCAUUCUUUAGCGUUUCCCUUUAUUGGUAUGGGGAUAUAAAUUGUUUUUUCCAAUCUGAUGGCCAAUCUUGUGUUUUCCAUAUUUGCUGGCAUAUGGCAUGCAUCACCUUCCAAGAUUUUAAACAGCUCAGCUGGAAUUCCGUCAUCUCCUGCUGCCUCGUUGUCAGCAAUGUUUCUUAAGGCCCAUUCAACCUCACUCCUCAGAUGUCUGAUUCUAAAUCACUCCCCACACUGUCAAAGCUAUCUUCUACAUUAUUAUCCUUCCUAUACAGAUCUUCUGUAUAUUCUCACUACCUUUUCUUGAUCUCUUCAGCUUCUGUUAGAUCCCUGCCAUCUUUGUUUUUGAUCAUGCCCAUUUUUGCCUGAAAUUUGCCUCCGAUGUUUCUGAUUUUCUGGAAGAGGUCUCUUGUCCUUCCUAUUCUGUUGUCUUCUUCCACUUCCAUGCAUUGCUUGUUCAAAAAUAGUUCCUUGUCUCUUCUGGCUAGCCUCUGGAAUUGUGCAUUUAAUUGGGCAUAUCUCCCCCUAUUGCUGUUUUCUUUCGCCUUCCUUCUUUCUUGGGCUACUUCCAGUGUCUCAACAAACAACCAUCUUGCCUUCUUGGUUUUCUUUUUCUUUGGGACGUACUUUAUUGCUGUUUAGAUAUGCUCUCCAGUAAACUCUGGGACCUUCUAAAAACAAGUGAUUUCAUCUUAGAUCAUGUAGCAUUGAAAUUGCACCCACAUGGCAAAACCAUUCCUUUGGAGAUUUAUGAAGCCCUUAUAAAUGACACCAAAUAAUGAAUUUAUCUAUCCAAAGAUUGUAUAUUAUCUUGUAGAGUCAUUAUCACAAUUAAUAGUUAAUUUUCCCCAUAUGACAGACUUUAGUAAUCAUGUUUGUUAUAAGUUAUAUCCUCCUACUGCACUUUUUCAUUCACCAUGUCAUUGUGCAACUAUAUCCGUACCUAGGUCUCUUGUACUUAGUGUACAAUUCCACCAGGUGCUAAUGCCAAGGAGACUCCUCAAUUGUAAUCUCAGCAUUUUUUUAGACAUCAAAAGAGAUGGUUUUCCUUUCUCUCUUUAUAUAAAGUAAGAUGGACCACAAUCCUUUUCCUCUUCCUUCUCAUUAUUUCACUUCUUAAAAGCUGCAACAAACAGUGCAUUAUUUAUUAGGAACUCUUUGGUUCAUCUGCUCUUUCAUAAGUCAUAACAGUCACUGAAAUCUGUAAAACCUUGCAAACGGUUCAGACUUGAACAGUGUGUCAGAUAGCUAUGCACACUUAUUAAAGCUACAGAAUCCUUUUAGUUUACUGUGAAGAAGCUAUGGGAAUAAUUGGUGUAAUGAGCAGAUGUGAAUCAAAAACAGAGUUUCCUAGUGUGCAAUAGUGCACAAAAAUCAGAAUAUUUGAAAAACAUAGUAUUACAGAAUCUUUUAAUCUGAAACUUAUAUUUCUCUGAAACAAACACACAUAGGUUUUAUUUAAGAAUGCUUGGUCUCUGUUUUUUUGACACUGCAACAAGUCUGGAUGGCUGGAAUUAGAGCCUGUGGGCACAUUUCAGCGUGUGCUUUAUACUAAUCCAUUAUCAUUACAGGCGAAGACUCAGAUUUGAUAGUCAUUUACUGAAGAGAAGAGGGCAUUCUUUACAAUAGAUAUGAUUUGUUAAUAAUCUCCAUUGUUCCCAUCUCUCUGUUCUUUUUAUCAAGGGACUUUGAAAUUUCUUGGAAUAGGGGAAAUAUUUCUGGUAUAUAGUUAUUUCUUCUUUGAAGCUGACAUUUUAUCCAAACCCAAUCCCUUUGUUGUAACUACCAAGGCUAAUCUUCAGAAAUUAUUUAUCUGUCUACUUGCCUUUCCAGAUGUAGUGAUGAGACUAUCUUAAGUGAAAGCAAAUUUUAAUACAUACAGUAUCAGAAUAGCAGUAGGGCCAGAUGAAUGUAAGAAUCUUGAAUCAUAAACAGGUGAUAUGAAAGUGAGUAGCCUGCCACACAAUUUCAUAUUGUGUUGGAUCAAUAAAGAAAAUGUUUCUUGACAUUAAAAAAAUCAUUUAAGUUGAACAAGGGAAAGACAGGCAUGACAAGUGCUGAACAAAUAAACUACUCUGUUCUAGUGCUGUUCAACUAUCAUUGAGAUGAUUGGUAACAGAUACCACAAUGAUAUAGAGCAUAUACUAGGUAUUAAAACCAAAAACAUGAAAAUGUUCAAUGCUAUGAUGCAUAGGUAGAAGCAGUGUUAAAAGGGUGUUUUCCUUUCAUUCUGUGUAUUGAAAAUCCAUGUGCCAUCCAUUCUGAAUGUUGACUUCAGUGUCAGUUGAGUCUUAUUUCUACACUGGUGGUAGAGCAAUGACUUUUAUCACACUAGUGAGUAUAGAACAGAUUGUUUGGCAUACCUAUCUUUAACUUUGGUAUUGAUCCUAGGAAUUCCUUGUUGUUGCUCCUGACAUUUGCCAUUUGAUAAACUCUGCUUUGGAGCAGGGUGAGGUAGUGAUUUGAGCAUUGCACUAUGAUUCUGGAAAACAUGAUUCAAAUUGUGUUGUCUAAGGCUUUCAUGACCGGAAACACAGGGUUGUUGUGCGUUUUCUGGGCUGUAUGGCCAUGUUCCAGAAGUAUUCAAAUCCCCACUCAGCUAUGAAAACCCACCUUGGGCAAGUCACAAACCUUUUUCCUCAGAAAACCUAUGAUAGAUUCGCCUCAGGAUCACUAUGGACCUUAUCCUACGCCCCUCUCCCAUUUUGAAACAGUACUGAUCCAUUGAGGGUGCAAUUUGUGAUGGAGCUCUUCCCGCGAUGCUAAGGAACUUCCUGUCAGCUCCAUCAUGAUUCAUCAGUUAAAUGUCAGAAACAGUCAUAAAAAGGGAGGGGGCGAAGACAGUCUGAGUACAAAAAGUACAAAAACACGUGUGAUAAGAACUGUCAGACAAGCCUACACUGAAUCAAAGCUAUGAUGUGGGCAAAUGGGCUGUCCUGUGGGCGGUCACCUAACCAGCAGUGAGUCUGCCAUAAUGCAGCAGCUCAAUCCUUUUUAGUAAUUUAAAAAACUAAGAAAUAUCGCUACUUUAGUAGUUCGCUAUUUUUAUUUGCCUUUUUAAUGCAAAUCUCGAUACUGUGAGAGUUCGAUCCCUCACGAUGUUGAAGUAAGACCCAAUUUUUUUCAAGAGAGAGGGUGGAGAAUCCACUCGCUCAUGGGAUAAGGAUGAAAAUGCUUGGUAAUGGAGAAACUGCAAAAUUCAGAUGGCAUGUGGUAAGUAAUGUAUAACAGGACAUAGUGGUUAGCAAUGCUACAGGACUAAAUACCACAAUUACAUGAUGCUACCCCCUCCCCUCCCCACAUGGGAUAAGGUCAUAUAAGUCAGAAAAAACAUGAAGAUGUACUACUUCUACAACAAGGGCCAGUCUUAGAUGGUAAAGUUUGAUAGGUUGGUAUGAGAAAGAGAGGAGGGGAUUUAUCUUCACAUCACAAAAGUACAUCGUUGUCUACUGCCAUGUCAAAAUAAUUACCAUAUUUACUUACAUCUAAUGCUCAUCUUUUUUGGCUAAAUUACAUUGCCAAAAUUGAGGUGUGCAUUAGAUUUGAUGGUGUGUUUGAAUGGUGCAUAAUGCACCUGUAAGAAAAGGUCCAGAAGAACUCGGAAUCCCAGAGGCUGGACAGAGAUGCAGAAGGGGCAUGAGGAGGUUGUUCCCAAUGCUGGUGGCAGCCUUGGGGCUCGAUUUAGAAGGCCUUGUGAGUUAAACAAGUUGGGAAUUAUGCACAGCCUUGACCAGAUGAAGGGGCAUGACUUUCCAAAUUGCCUCAUUCAUGCUGCCUGCCUCCUUGACAUGAUAACUCCUGCACCAUUGAGUUACAUUUAAGAGCAAAACCAUUCAAAAUUGAGGUGUACAUUACAUUUGAUGGCAGAUUAUACUUGAAUAAAUACGGUAAGUUGUGCAGUCAUUAGGAUCAUACAUCAAGGGACUGUGAAAGGUAUGUUUCCAGAAACUCUGAAUGAAAAGUACUUUUGGUUAUGAGUAUGCUGUUGUGCUUUGAAAUGCAUUGCUAGACAGCCCUUUCACAACUUGAUCCUAUUUCUUCCUGAAGAAUACAAGAUACUUUACAAUCCUGGUGACUUUUACUGACAGAAUACCCGUCUCCCUUGUCAUUUUAGAGAUAAACAAUAGAGGCUAAAUGAUAGUGACUUGUUCCUUUCGGUUGAUACCUAUGCCUCCUUACUUGCUUCUUUUUAAACUAUUUCCUUAAUUAAGUUCCACAAGAGCUUUUCUUUCCCACUGUUUUCAUCCAAUUCCAUAUUUCAGGCCAUGCAUAUUAUUUCUUCCUCUUAUUGUCAGCCGCCUUAUUGUGAAGCCAAAUUAGAGACUCCACUUGUGAAUUUAACUUGUAGACAGAUCACAUGCGCCAUUUCCAUGGUAACUGCCUGAUUUAUGUUUGUAUUUAAUUAGAGUUGUCCAUUACCUCUCCAAAUAGAAUUUAAUUUGAAUACAUGUGCCUGUCACUUUUUAAAGGAUUCAUUAUGUUUAAUCUGAAAGUUGAAUGACUAGAUUUCCAGGAGGCUGCAUAUUAUAAACAGAGUUCAUUUAACUCUUUCAGAUGGAAUCAGAAGUUAUUCCUCUACCCUUCUCCUCUUUCCCUGUCCUUGUAGAAAAUUAGCACAUCAUUUCCCAUGGUAUAGUACCAUGCACAUGAGCUAUGAUGCUGCUCAAACCUAAAGUGGGGGUGUCAAACUACAUUGAGUCUACAAGUUACACUCACUCAGGGUAGAUACAUCUUGAGCAAGUGUAACUUGCCUGAGAUUAUCCAGUGGGUACCCACGGCUGAGCAGGGUUUUGAACCCGAGUCUCCAGAGUCAUAAUUGAAUGCUGAAAUCACUACACCUUACUGUUUGUCUUUGCAAUUAAUUACUGUCUAUUAAAUCAGAGGCAAACAUAAUUUAGAUAAAUAUUAUGGUAGCUUUCAACAACCAUACAACCUCCAAAUUUAUUAAAUUAUCACUUGCUAUAAUCCCAAUGACUAUGGUGUCUAGGCUACUAGGGUUUGUGACCAACACAACAGGAGGAAACCUGGUUGUACUAAGAGAUAGCAUUUGUUUAAAAGGUGCAGUGGACACAGACCCUUGAGAGGCUUUUAAAAUACAGUAGAGUCUCAGUUAUGUAUUAUCCAACGCAGUCUGCCUUUUAGUAGUCAAUGUUUUCAAUACAUUGCAAUGUUUUGGUACUAAAUUCGUAAAUACAGUAAUUACUACAUAACAUUACCGUGUAUUGAACUGCUUUUUCUGUCGACUUGUUGUAAAACAUGAUGUUUUGGUGCUUAAUUUGUAAAAUCGUAAUGUAAUUUGACGUUUAAUAGGCUUUUCCUUAAUCCCUCCUUAUUAUCCAACAUUUUCGCUUCUCCAACAUUCUGCCAGCCCAUUUAUGUUGGAUAAGCAAGACUCUACUGUAUGUAUUUAAAGCAGGAAUGUGAAAACCUAUACUCGAGGAUUGGAUAAAGGUCUCUUAAAGUCCCUAUCCAGCCCUUUGGAUUUCCGCAGAAGAAAUCCAUGCUCUCAUGCCAACACUUCCUUCUCAUAACACCAUCAUAUGGUAGGGGUUGUUUUUUUUAAAAGAAAUAAUUCUAUAUGCCCCCUGAUCCAUUUAAACAUGUUUCUGUGACUUUGUUAAAGUGUAUUUACUGAUUUUAAGAGCUUUAAGCGCGAAAAAACGUAAUAUUUUUGGCCCAUCUUUUUGGGUUUUUUCAGUUCUAUGAACCACUGGAAUAUGAAGCCCCUGAAAACCUCUGUGAAACUGAACCUGGAAUGAAAGUGAUUCUGUUUCUCUAGCCCGAUAGCAGGAUGUAUGAGCAACAAAGAGGCUUAAAAGAAGAUAAAACAAAAGGAAGACGGUGGUGACCUCCUCAAGACGGGGAUCAGUUUUCCGGGGACACCAGAGGAAGAGCUAGAUUUUGUUGUAUUCUAUGGAAUCCAAUUUUUCAAAUAAAAAUGGAGUUUGGGGGCCUCCUCUUUGAAAAGAUCAGCUGUACUCAUGGUCUCCUACUCAGCAGCACUUCGAUGAAGAAGGCUACUCUCCUGUUUCAAGGAACAUGAAAGGAUUAUCUGGCAGUCGCAAUCAAUCACAGCUAUGUUCUGCUCAUACUUGUGGUUUAGCAUCCCCUGAAGAUUGUGAACACACCCACGAUCAUAUUCAUCAUGGCCAGGAGUCAAGGCAAUCAUAUCUUCUCAGUCCAACGGAGAGCUGCCCGAUGGACCACCAUCGCUGCUCGCCGCGAAGCUCCAUCCAUUCAGAAUGCAUGAUGAUGCCCAUGGUUAUGGGCGAUCAUAUGUCCAGUAGCACCUUCCCCAGAAUGCACUACACCUCUCAUUACGAUACUCGGGACGAUUGCACCAUGUCUCAUGCUAACCCUAAGGUCAACCGGAUUCCUGCAAACCUGUUGGAUCAGUUUGAGAAACAGCUUCCUCUCCACAGAGAUGGUUUUCAUACUUUACAGUACCAGAGGACUUCAACAGCUGCUGAGCAACGCAGUGAAAGCCCAGGAAGAAUACGUCACCUUGUUCAUUCAGUCCAAAAACUUUUCACAAAAUCUCAUUCUUUGGAAGGCUCUUCCAAGAGCAAUGUCAACGGGACAAAGGGAGAUGGCCGAGGGGAUGACCAUCAUCAUGGACAUCAUUCUAAACAUGGCAAAAGAAGUAAAAGCAAAGAGCGGAAACCUGAGACGAAGCAUAAAACCGGAAUGAGCAGUUGGUGGAGCUCGGAUGAUAAUUUGGACAGCGAUAGCACCUACCGAACACCAAGUGUUGUCAACAGGCAUCACGUGGAUCAUAUUUCUCAUUGCUACCCUGAAGCUCUUCAGGGACACUUUGGGGACCUCUCAUUAAAGACUUCAAAGAGUAACAAUGAUGUGAAAUGUUCAGCUUGUGAAGGGCUUGCCAUGGCCCCUGAUGGCAAAUAUAUGAAAAGGAGCUCUUGGUCUACGCUUACAGUAAGCCAGGCUAAAGAAGCUUAUCGCAAGUCAUCCCUUAACCUAGAUAAGCCUCUAGUUCAUCAGGAAAUCAAACCUUCCCUGAGGCCAUGCCAUUACCUUCAGGUGCCUCAAGAUGAAUGGGGCGGGUAUCCUGCUGGUGGAAAAGAUGAGGAGAUUCCCUGUCGAAGGAUGAGAAGCGGAAGUUACAUUAAAGCCAUGGGAGAUGAGGAAAGCGGAGAUUCCGACACUAGCCCCAAAACAUCACCAAAGGUAGCAGUUCAUCCAGAAUCCUUGUUGAAAUCUAUUGGACAAAGAGCUCUUGGAGACCACCAAAAUCAGAGCUACCUGCAAGCUGCAAGUGAUGUCCCUGGUGGUCACAGUUUGGAUCCAGCGGCAAACUAUAAUUCCCCCAAGUUCCGCUCAAGGAACCAGAGCUAUAUGAGAGCAGUGAGCACCCUCAGUCAGGCCAGCUGCAUUAGCCAGAUGAGUGAAGCAGAGGUCAAUGGGCAAUUUGAAUCUGUUUGUGAAUCAGUGUUUAGUGAAGUUGAAGCUCAGGCAAUGGAUGCCCUCGACUUGCCAGGUUGUUUCCGAACCAGAAGCCACAGUUACUUGCGCGCCAUUCAGGCGGGUUACUCUCAAGAUGAUGAAUGUAUCCCUGCAAUGGCAUCUUCCAAUAUCACCUCAACAAUCAGGUCAACCACAGCUGUGACUUACACAAGUUACAAAAAAACACCGCCGCCUGUACCCCCUCGCACCACCUCUAAGCCACUAAUCUCAAUUACAGCACAGAGCAGCACAGAAUCCACCCAGGAUGCCUAUCAUGAUAGUCGGACUCAGAGGAUUUCCCCCUGGCCGCAAGACAGUCGAGGGAUGUAUAACUCCACAGACAGCCUGGAUAGUAACAAGGCCAUGAACCUGGCCUUGGAAACGGCAGCUGCACAACGCCACAUGUCGGAGAACCAAAGCACUUCGGUCCGAACCAGUGACAAGGCCAUCCUCGUGACAAAAGCGGAGGAGUUCCGUAAGAGCCGGCGUUCAUCUAUAGGGAUUCAGGUGGAAACAGCAACUGAUUCAGAUACUGAAAGCAAAGGCCUACGGGAAUACCAUUCAGUUGGAGUGCAAGUGGAAAAUGAUAAACGACAUGGCCGGUUUAAGCGUUCAAAUAGUGUAACAGCAGCAGUUCAAGCUGACCUGGAACUCGAAGGCUUUCCAGGACAUAUAACAAUGGAGGACAAGGGACUUCAGUUUGGUGGCUCUUUCCAGCGGCACUCAGAACCAAGCACCCCUACCCAAUAUGGUGCAGUAAGGACUGUACGGACACAGGGGCUAUUUAGUUACAGAGAAGAUUAUAGGACCCAAGUAGACACCUCUAAUCUCCCUCCACCUGAGCCCUGGUUGGAACCAGCUAUCGAAACAGUGGAAACAGGACGGAUGUCUCCCUGCCGACGGGAUGGGUCGUGGUUUAUGAAGUUGCUACAUACUGAAACAAAAAGGAUGGAAGGGUGGUGUAAAGAGAUGGAAAGAGAAGCAGAAGAGAAUGAUCUAUCUGAAGAAAUUCUAGGUAAGAUCCGGAGUGCCGUAGGAAGUGCUCAACUGCUUAUGUCUCAAAAAUUCCAGCAAUUCUAUUGGCUAUGUCAACAGAAUCUGGAUCCCAGUGCUAUGCCGCGGCCAACUUCGCAGGAUCUAGCAGGAUUCUGGGACUUGUUACAGCUUUCAAUUGAAGAUGUCAGUAUAAAGUUUGAUGAACUACACCAGUUGAAGCUGAAUGAAUGGAAAAUAAUAGAAUCACCUGAAAGGAAGGAAGAAAGAAAGGUUCCUCCACCUGUACCAAAGAAGCCCCCAAAAGGAAAAUUCCCUAUUACGCGAGAGAAGUCUCUAGACCUGCCUGACCGACAGCGUCAAGAAGCUCGGCGACGGCUAAUGGCCGCUAAACGGGCCGCCUCUUUUCGGCAAAAUUCAGCCACGGAACGGGCAGACAGCAUUGAGAUCUAUAUCCCAGAGGCCCAAACCAGGCUUUAAAGACCAGAAUGCUGCAUACAUUCUUCAUCUUUUUUUAAACAAAACAAACAAACCUUAAGAAAGCAAAAGCAAAAUGCUUGUACAGUUUGUCUCCUCCUUGCUGGUUUUGUCACCUACAUACACACAUAUUGCCCUCCCCACUGCCACCGAAUGGCCCUUGAUGUUGUGUCCUUUGUGCCACAUGCACAGCGGAAUGCUUUCUGAUUCCCUCAGAGUCCGCUGAGCCCAUCACAAGAACAACUGUUCUGUUCUCUUUCUCUCUCUAUUUCUCUUUGCUUUUGUUUCUUUUUUCCUUUUAUAUUUAUGAUUAGACUAAACAAUCAGCUCCAGUGGAUAGGGCUUGUUGAGACCUUACUUAUCCAAGAUGUUCUCAGAGGACAACAAGAAACACCUCCUGAGAUGGAACCCAGCUUACUUUUUUGUUAUUUAUAUUUUUAUAAAAUGAUGUGAUAUCUAGGGAUAAGAAUUACAAACCUUUCAAAUGGGUGUGUCUUACCACUCACCAGAGGCAUUAGCUAACCCAAGUAGAAGGUGCUACAAAUGUCAAGUGCAAGAAAGAAAGAAAGAAAGAAAGAAAGAAAGAAAGAAAGAAAGAAAGAACCCAUUUCUCUUCCCGCCUUCUCUUUCACUUUGUCAUCCCUCUUUCCCUACUGUCUCUAUCUUCCAGGACCCAACUUUCCUUGCCUUGUUCUGAGCUAAAGGUUCUGCCCAUGUGCUCUGCCAUACCACCCACCUUUGUUACGGCAAAAUAACACUCAGCCUAUCAUCAUGUCGAAUUGAGGUUUUGGAGAUGAACAGGGAUAUCCAGCCAUUAAACUCCAAAAUUCAUCAGGAACAAGCAAACAAAAAAGCAAGGAAACCUUUUCAUACUAGGAGAGUCCAGCCUGGCGAGAGAAAAGAUGGUACAGACAAGCAUCUAGAUGCCUAACGGACUGAAUUGAGUGCAAAUAGGGGAAAGGAGGAAGCCUUAAGAAUUUAGAUCUUCUGUAGCAAGAUAUGAAAAGCUCUAUCUGCUCCUUUGGAACAUUCAUUACAUUUUAAACAGUUGUUAUUUUUAUGUUGUGGCUAUUUCGUUUACAGGCACUUUUCUUUGGUUCCAUUUCAAAAGCGAUGCUACAUGUGAUAUUUGAAGUUUCAAAAUGCUAUUUCAAUUGAGUUUCCAGGGUAUCCUUUAAACCAAAACACACAAAAAAACCUUUUGCUUGUUUAAAUUACCAGUUUGUGACAUUGUAAACAAUUUAAGAAAUAUGAAUGUGAGUGGUAAGUAUAUCUCAGUUUAAAUGGUAAUCUUAAGGUAAAAAAAGGUGAACUGUAGUUUACAUUUGUAUUUCUUUUUCUCCAGAAUACUUUUUUUAGUUUCCUAUGCAGUAUUACUUUAACAGAGAAAGAAAAACCUCUUGAUUGUUUCAGAUUUAAAAGAUGAUUUCAAAGGGUGGGUGGCUUCUAACAGCCAAAUGCAAGGGAAGUAAUUUGUUUCUAAGCAUCCGACGUAUACCAAGGCGAAAACUAGAAAUAAUAGGGAUUAGUAUUAUUGUUCUAAUACAUCUACUUUCUCAAAGAUACAAUCCCAGUUGUUGUUACUACUUUAAAAAGGGGGAAAGUCUUGAAGUGAGGACACAAGAAGCGUUAUCCCACAAAAAUUGAAAUCACGAUUUUGCAAAAAUAUCAAAACUUAAAUCCAUGAGAAAAUAAUAUUCUUUUAUCACUCUUAUUUGAAUGAUAUGUAGUUGGCCAUAGGCUACUUAAACACUACUAGAGCACUUUGGUUUUUCACCUUGAUGAGCACUUUAAGUAUGUACUUUGCAACAAGCCCUUCAGCCUGUCAUGUGAUUGAAAAUGCGAGGUGUUAAAGGAGCGUUAGCAGGUCUGAUGUUGGGUUUUCCCAUCUCCUCUCCUCCCCAAAACCCCUUUCCUCCAGUGUAUUUUGUUAAGCAUGCAUUCUGUUUUAGGGCAAAGCUGAUAUAAGCAUGUUUAGCUUCAAGAUAUGACUCUUUAGAACUGAAUGUUUGAGAAAGGUGGGAACACUGUAAAUUGAGCCUGAUCUCUUAUGUAGAUUUUACCAAAUAGCCUUAAACUGCAUUUGGAAGCAAAAAAACAAAACAAAACCAAGAGGAAUGUAUAUCAUUAAAAAUGCAAAAAAGAAAAAAAGAAAAAAAGACUGUAACGACGAUGAUGCGGAUGAUACUCCUUAACGAUUGUUCUGUAUCAAUUAGGAUAUUCUCUCCCCCAGAGUGUUCAAAGAAUUCCUGUACCUGGAAAGCGUGGAUUCCUGGGUUGUGUACAAUGCUGCUUAUUGCUCUGUUUUAAAUGCAAGAAUAUUUGCAGGUAUAAGCGAUUUUUAAGGAUGGGUGUUUGUUUGUUUGUUUCAAAUGGAGCUGCUAAUUAGAAGUAAUCACAUGAAAGUAAAGUUAUACAGUAUGCAUUUCCUAGAGAGAGCAAAUCUGAAAUAUAGAUUUCUGUCGUUCCUCUCUUCCCGCCACAUCCCAAUUAUGGCUGCUGCUAUGUUUUUAUCUCAUUUUUUAACGGGUAUUGCCAAAUUGUAUGUGCUUUUCUCCUUUGUGUACUCCUUUGUAGAUCAGGGACUGAUGGUAAUAAGGUAAUCUCAUUUGAUUUCCCACCAUGUGCUACAGUGUGGAAACUUAAGAGAGAGGGAGAUGAAAAGUUCCACAGUGAUGAAACAUAAAGUCUAGUGCAUUAAAUAUUAUUUGCAUAUAAUUCUCAUUGAAUUUUAAACCAUUUUUGCUAGAGCCGUGAUCAGGCUUAUGUGCUUUUGCUCUAGGCAUUCUAUGACUGUCACUUGCAACAUUACAGUACAGAUGUUUUUCUAGGAAAAGCACACUAACACACACAACUCCAACAAACAUGGGUGUUUUUAAAUGUGUACAUGUAAGAUCACAUGUAAGUAAGGUAAUUUUUAGUUUGACCCUGUCCAAACUAUUUAAGCCUUAGGCCAAUAUGCCUCCAAAUUUCAGUGCAUGGGGGGAGCAUUUAAGAACCCAUAAAUGCUCUGGUAUGACCUAUAUGUUGCCUGGCCCUGAUUUAAGGUAAGGCAUUAAAGGAAAGAUAGAUUCCAGCAUAAAUAAAAGCUUGAUCUGGAACAAUUCAUGAACAUUAUUUUACUGCAUUUAAACAUAUACUCAGGCCAAGAUCCAAUGAGUGAUAUACACUGGUGUUUCAAAAUGAUGGACCUCAUUUCAAAGCAGUAUGUUUCACAGUAGUAACAUGUUACAAUUACACGAAUGGUUUAAUGAGUAAUGAAGUUAUCGAAUUUUACUAACCAUUUUGCGCCAGAAACAUGUCAAAUAGAGAAUAUCCCAUUGGGCCUUAUUUUGUGGGGUUGCCAUUUUUCAAAUGAUUUAGAGUAGGUCAUUUGUGUACUGGGAGAGGCAUCAAGAAGUAAUCCUCUGAAACUAUAUGCCCCAUCUUUCCAAGGGAUAAGAGUUUCAUUUAUUGUUGGAUUGUGGUUGUGUUAUGAAUAAUUUUUCAAUAACUUUGAAGCAUAGCUUCUUAUUAGUGCAAUUUUCCAGCAUGAGAAAUGGUAUCAGAACUUUUACACAAAGAAUGACAUUGGACAUACAGAUUCUGUGUCACUAUACUGAAUCCACAACAACCUACAGUUUCAUUGGCUAACAAACAAAGAAAGGGGAAUUACAUUUUUACUCAGCAUUCACAUUACCCAUACACUUCCAUUCAUUUUCAUUCAUCCCAAUAUUACCAUAUCCUUUCUCCCUCUUUGGAAAAGCACCUGCUUAGGGCAAACCCUGGUUUCCCUGCAGCCUGCCAAUGCACAGUUCUAAAACUUCCAAAACACCAAAAUGCAUCUUCUUUCCCUAAGAACAAUGCCAAGGCUCAGAAACUGGCUCCCUGCAAAGGUAUCAUGACUCCAAAACCUCCUUUCUCUUCCCUUGAGAAAAGGAGGCAAGUGAUCAGACUGUUCCAUUGCAGAUCUGCUACUCCCAAAGGUACACCAUCUCUCUCCUUCUCAAGAGGCAGAGUAUGGCAGGUGAACAGCACAGCUGUCUGUCACACUUGAGAACUAUUAGAUUGAGUCUGUAAUAGGAAUAAUUCUUGCUGAUGUUGUUCCAAAGUUGUAAAUUAAUGAUAGAUGUUUUUCCAGCCUGAAACAUGUUGAUUCCAUCAGUUCCUGGAAAGAUGUUGACUUUGUUUAACUGGUUUUCCUUAUCAAGGAGCCUUAUUUGCUUCCUUCGUAAUGUAAAGAAUCUUGUAAGCAUUCCUUAACUUAAAGAGCAUUGUCUCUGAUAAUGUAAACAUGCUGUUUUUUCCCCAAAAAGUUCAACAGAUCAUCAUUGUCACAGUUCUCAUCAGCAACUUUUAAUUACAGUCCAAUUACAGUUCACCUUCUUGUAGUUUUCCAGACCUCAGUCUCAGGAUGAUAGCUCUAGCCCAGGGGUCCUCAAACUUUUAAAGCCGAGGGCCGGUCCACAACCCUUCAGACUGUGGAGGGGCCGAAUUAUCAUUUGAAAAAAAAAACAGAAGAAAUUCCUAUGCACACUGCACAUGUCUUAUUUGUAGUGCAAAACAGCAACAACAAUGAAAGAACAAUACAAUAUUUAAAAAUGAAAACAAUUGUAACCAACAUAAACCUAUCAGGAUUUCAAUGGGAAGUGUGUGCCUGCUUCUGGCCAAUGAGAUAGUCAAGUGAAUUAGGAUUGUUGUUGUUGUUGUGUGCCUUCAAGUCAUUUCAGACUUUGGGCGAGCCUAAGUCUAAAAUUAUUUAUUUAUUCAUUUACUACGUUUAUAUCCCGCCCUUCUCACCCCGAAAGGGACUCAGAGCAACUGUAUAUACAUACAAUAUAUUAUUAGCAUAGCACAAUAUUAGCAUUAUAUAUUACUAUAUUGAGCUAUACCACUAUACUGUAAUAUUAUAUGUAAUAUAUAACAUAUAAUUAUUAUUAUUAUUAUAUGGUAUUAUUAUUAGUAUUAUAUUGUAUAACAUUAUAAUAUUAUUAUAAAUAUUAUAUGUAUAUACAAUAUAUUAUAUUAUUUAAAAUGAUAUAAAAUAUUAUAUUAUAAAAUUGAGGGCGGGGGCCAGGUAAAUGACCUUGGAGGGCAUUAGUUUGGGGACCCUUGCUCUAGACUAUAUAGACCCCAAUCAUACAUCUUUCAUACUAUUCUAUUCAAACUAUACACCAUAUUUCAUGACAGUUGCAGAGAGAUAGCUAUUUUGAAUCCAGUCCAUCUUUUUGAAACACCCUGUAUUUCAAUGAAUGUUACAUGGGAGGAGUCUAGCGCACCCCCUUCCCCAGUUUGAUGGCAUGAGGUCCAUCCUCUUGAUCAUUUAGCAGCCAAGGGGCAAGAAGGAGUUCCAGCACAAUCCAGCUGCAGUCGUAGAGCUGAGAUAAAGGGAGAGCUCCCAUCCUCCCAGGCCAUCAUCAUAACAUAUAUAGUCCCGGAUGGUGACAACUCAGUCAAAGAAUGUAGUUGCCCAGCUUUAUGCCCAACAGCAUGACCGUUGGAUCUUGGUCUCUCAUUAUUACGGAAGGCACUAUUUAUAAACAAUAGAUCAGACCUGUUUGAAUCAGUAAAACACUAAAUUGCAUGCUGUUCAUGCAAUGAUGAUAAUAUAGUGAACAUAAGCAUUUUCCUCUGUAGAUCACCUUCUUGGUUCCACUUUUGUUCCAAAGAAAAAAAUAUAUUAAAAUAUAAACCAGAUGCCUUCUGCUAACUGAUAAAAAGUGAUCACAAGUCAAGUUUUUAAGUGCAAUAUAUUCACUUUCUUUUAUACAGGAAAGAUUAAAUCAAUAAUGGCAGAUAAUAAACCUAGCUUCUUAUUAUAUAUUUAAUUUUUAGGGAAUGGUGUGGGACUAAAUUUAAUAUUUAUAAUAUUUGUGUUGCGAAUAAGUUGGCUUCAGUCUAGUAUGAGUACUAAAGAUUAUAUAGAGAGUAUUACUUAACGUGUUUCAGAUUUGAAGUCCUUUAAAUAAUUAAAAGGGGGGAAGAUACAGCUGUAUACAACAAUCGUGCUGAAAAUGUACAGUUUCCAGUUAAACAUAUUUAUAUUCCCUUUUCAAGAUAUGAUACAAUUACCAUUUUGAAAUUAUAGUCUCCAAAAUAAUAUUAACAUUCAGAGUAAGAGCCCAAUCUUAUACUUGUCUAUUCAGAAACAAGUACAGAUAAGUUCAGUGAGACUUCCAUAGGCUGUAAAAUAAAAGUAUAAUAAAGCCAACAGCAGAAUCCUUUGUAUCUUUGCUCAGAAAUAAACCUUAUUGUGUCCAGUGGGAUUUACUCCCAAAUAUUGGUUCACAAGAUUGUUGUCCAAUCCUAAACACAGAGACAAUGUACUGAGUCCUUACUGAGUAGCAGACUUGUGAAGUCGUAUCUGUGAAUCUAUAUUCUUAGACACAAUACAGUAGACUGCUGAAUAAGCAUAAGAUUGGACUAAAUAAGCAUAAUAUUGGACUAUAUGGAGCAAUCUCUUUAAAUAAAGAUGAAAAAUAUUAUAGACUUCUUCCCAAUGUCUGGGGCUAUGUUUUGUAUCAUCAAGAUCCCAUCUUAUGUCAUAUUUGUUGAUUUUCAUUAUUUACCCUUCAAUCCUCAACUUCAUUAAAAUAUUUUGUAUGCAUGUGUAUAGUUUGCUGCUUGGAUAAUCUGAAUGGCCUUGCAUAAAAUACACCAGUGUGUAUAAAUAUGCAAGGUUUAAAAAGACAUUUUCCUUUAUGUCAUUAAAAACCAAGUAAUUAUCAUAUCCAUUUGAGAAUAUAAGAGUUCUUGGAGAGGCCUAAAUAUCCUGUAAGGGCACCAAUUCGAUCGCAUGUUGAAGCUAAGAGGGAUCUGCUCUUGAUAGUACUUGGAUGAGUGUUUUCCAACAAAAAUCAGAUGAUGUAGGCAAUAUUUCAGAGGAAAUAACUAGCAAAUUAGUUGCCUUAAAAAACCCUAUGAAAUCCAUGGGUCACUAUAAGUCAACAGGUGGCCGAGAAAGACAAUAAUCCAGAAGCCUGAUCAUGAAUACCAACCGAGAAUACUCAGAGCCCAUCCAGAUAGGGCCCAAAAUGCGUGAGAUCUUGAGCUUUUUCCUGAGGCGUCCAAAUGACGCCUCUAGUAAAACCGAAUUAAUUUGAGAUGAUGCAGGUAAACCCUGCUUUGUCCCAAAUUAAUUAGAUACCUGGUACAACCUGGAUCUUUGAUAAGAUCCGGUUCUUUCUAGGUGUAGGUCCAGUGUGAAUUGAGCCCGGAAAAGCAAGAGGGCACCUACCCCCUCGCCAAAAACCCCAAAAUAAGCCCUUAAAAAUAAAAAAAAUACCUGGCCAUUAUUAAACUACUGCUGGAGUCCAUCUAGAUAUUCCUCCCCCAAGAAAGCAUGGGUUUUUGGGAGGAGGUUUGGGGACUUCAAUGUACACCUAAGUGGGUUACCCAGUUCAGCACAUGUUUAAGUGAAGACUGGAACCGCCUCAGAAAGCCAGUCCCCUCAAUAAUCCUGUUUUCAAACUAGCAUUGAGCUACUACACAGAGAGAGACAACUACACACACUUUUUACAAAGGACCAUUUAUCUCCACAAUGGUCUUGUAAUUUCGAGAGUGGGGCAGAUAGAGGGGUUGACCUUAAUUUUGACAAGUUGACCAAGGUUUCCCUCCCUCCAUACUCAAAAACUAUCAACAACAAAAUAACCCUUACUUUCAUUCAUACUUUUAAUAAGUCUGGUUUGACGUUCCCCAACCAUAUUUCCCAAUGCAGUCUCAUUGGUAAUUCUGGUUAAAAAAUACAGUAUGACCAAGAGGUUGUAGUCUAAUCUAUAGUAGCAGUCCCUGAUCAGAGACAAAUUAUUGAAUAUGUUUCUCCCUUUCAAAUGGCAGCUAUAGAAGAUGCCACUUGCCACAGUUCGUAUUGGCAUCGACAGAUAUUCAGCCUUAAUUUUGCCACCCCAGUGUACAUGCUGGAGGACUCCGUAGCACUGAAGGGGUUCAACACUUGAUAUGAGACGUAUUAUCAAAGGAAGCAAAAUCUUAUUUGGACAUCAGGGCAUAUCACCUUUAGUAGCUAUUGUUUUCUAUAUACUAUAAUGCAUAGUGUCGUGAGUUUCGUUUUAGAAAUACAGUAGAUGCAAACCUAUAAAAUAUCUGUUUCAGUAUUCAAGUAGUUCCUGAGUUAACUACAAAAUUCUCAUAAUGAAUUCAAUCCUUUAUGAUUAUGUCAAUCAAGUGUAUUACUGAUUAACUUCAAUUUUCCUAGCAUGCCAUGCUUAUCUGGGCUUGACCAUUCAGUCUUAAUUUCACAUUUACCUUUAGGAGCUGCAUUCAUGUCUGUGCAAUGGUUUACCGCUGGAUUUAACAUUUGUUCUCCAUUUCACCUUUAAAGGGCUCAGCAUGUAUACAUUACUCCCUCCAUUUCAUACAUUCAUGGGGAGGAGAUUUAAAAAGUGAGAUGCAAAGAAUACUGCUCCAAAAUUAUUCUUUCAUGUAAAAAUAAAACACCACUAUAACCAUGCAGCUUUUUCUGUACAGAAAUAAACUCAUAGAUUCACUUAGUAUGUAAUGUGCCAAAAUAUUCAAGUACGGCCUAAGGACUAAAUAAAAUGCCUCCUAUAAAAUUUCAAGGAAUGUUAGAAACAGGAAAGUAGCUCUUUAGUUAUCAUUAAAGAAUUCUGUGUGUAUGUGUGUCACACACACACAAAAGAAAUCAUAAUAAGAAUGAGGAUGAACUGAGUGCCAAAUAUUUGCCAUCUGUAUAAAAUCUACACUUCACUAGAAUUAAACUAGUUUAUGUAAUUCUCUUAUUCAUGCUUUUAUGGUUCUUUUGAGAAGUUCUGUUUAGUAGCAUGCUGGAUACCUAAAUUGAAUGUACAGUAUAUUGUUUCAUUGCUACAACAAUUUCUUGUUUCUCAGUAAUAUCUGAUUUACCAAAAAUGUUAGUUUAUUUAUUUGGGAACAUCUUUGCCAAUUGUUUUAUUCUUGAUUUUCUCCUUUUUUCCCAUUAUCUUCUAUUUGCCUUCAGCUUAUUGUAAGGAGAACAAGAAAAUGUGCUUCACUAUCUCCCCCCACUUCCCAUAGCUCUUUUAUGAAGCUGCCUCUUUUAAUUGGUUCCUGUAUUGUUUAUGAUCAUCUUCUGUAAAUAAUUCUGCAAUUAAAUUUUUUGAGAAAAAUG